UCUAUGCAAGACCGGUACAUGCUUAUUGUGUGAAACUUUUGUAAUUUUCUAUAUUAAACUGUUCAUUAUUCGAUUAUAUUUGUAUAGAGACCUUCUAACAAAUUUUUUAAAUUAUUAAAAAUACGACUAUUUUAAUAUUAUGAGUUUUUUACAAUAUCGUAUUUUGAGAAAAACAAGUAACUUAUUACAAUUUAGAAAUAAAUUGAUACAAAACAAUGUUCGUGGUUUAACAAUUCCAAUAGUUGUAGAACAAACUGGCCGUGGAGAACGUUCUUAUGAUAUUUUUUCGAGACUUUUAAAAGAAAGAAUUGUUUGUGUUAUGGGUGAGAUUAAUGAUCAUGUAGCUUCACUUGUUAUUGCUCAACUAUUAUUUCUACAGUUUGAAAAUCAAAAAGCUACUAUCAAUAUGUACAUUAAUAGUCCUGGAGGAAGUGUAACUGCAGGCCUUGGAAUUUAUGAUACAAUGAUGUACAUAAAACCUGAAAUAUCAACUUGGUGUAUUGGACAAGCGUGUAGUAUGGGAAGUGUUUUAUUAGCAGCUGGUCAAAAAGGCAAACGUCAUUCAUUGCCUAAUUCAAGAAUUAUGAUACAUCAACCUUCCGGAGGAAUGCAGGGAAAAGCUUCUGAUAUGAAGAUUGUUACUGAUGAAAUUUUAAGACUAAAAACUACAUUAAAUAAGAUUUAUGCCAAACAUACUGGAUUAUCUGCUGAAAAAAUAGAUGCUAGUAUGGAAGCUGAUAAUUUUAUGAGUGCAGAUGAAGCUAUUGCUUUUGGUUUGAUUGAUAAAGUAGAACAUCCUGAAACUAAUAAUUGCUUUUAAGUGUUUAUAAAUUUACUUUUUCAAAAUGUAUUUAUAAAGUAAAUAGUAUAAGUUCGCUUGCAAUAACAAGAAAUAAAUAUUUUAUAUGAAAUUCUUAUUAAAAUA
Molecule: messenger RNA, 925 nt
Organism: Daktulosphaira vitifoliae (grape phylloxera)
Lineage: Eukaryota; Metazoa; Arthropoda; Insecta; Hemiptera; Phylloxeridae
Gene: ClpP
Product: ATP-dependent Clp protease proteolytic subunit
Exons: 7
Coding region: 140-820 (226 amino acids)
Biological process (GO): protein quality control for misfolded or incompletely synthesized proteins
Cellular component (GO): endopeptidase Clp complex
Molecular function (GO): serine-type endopeptidase activity; ATPase binding; ATP-dependent peptidase activity
Source: RefSeq, a predicted model, not a curated record